Acanthamoeba castellanii str. Neff is the source of this 1380-nucleotide messenger RNA. Its product is annotated as non-specific protein-tyrosine kinase. The record is from RefSeq and is a predicted model, not a curated record. Gene Ontology annotation, biological process: protein phosphorylation. The transcript is spliced from 7 exons. NCBI's taxonomy places the organism in Eukaryota, Discosea, Longamoebia, Acanthamoebidae. Gene Ontology annotation, molecular function: protein kinase activity; ATP binding. Bases 1 to 1380 code for a protein of 459 amino acids.
AUGGAGAUCCAGUUCAGUAGUUUGUCGGUGGGGGAGGGUAUCAAGGAGGGCACCAGCUGGUUUGGCGGCCAACUCGCCGUGGCCAUCAAGAAGCUCGACUCCACACUCGUCGCCGCCGACACCCCCAUCGUCCAACGAUUCCUCCAGAAGAAGCUCUACGAAGUCAAGUCGCUGUCGCACCCGAACCUGGUGCACGUGCUGGACAUGGUGCGGAACGGCGACGAGGCCUUCCUCAUCUGCGAGUACGUCAAGGACGCCACCCCGCUCCACGCCCUCCUUCGCGACGAAGAGGCCGCCUUCCCCUGGCCCCUCCGGGUGAAGAUCGCGCAGCAGGUGAGCGAGGCCGUGGCCUACCUCCACAAGCGGGGCGUCCACCACCAGAACCUCAAGCCCUCCAACAUUCUCCUGGUGGGCAAGGACUAUGCGAGCGUCAAGGUGGGUGAUCUGGUGUUCUGGGGCUCCGUGGCGGCGCAGGCCUUCUCGUCGGCCACCUUCGGUAAGGGACCCCUCACCAGGACCCUCUCCACUGCCAACCUCAAGGUCGGCACCACCUACACCACCUGGGUCGCACCGGAGCCGCUGAAUAGGAAGAGCUACACGGACGACGCGGACGUCUACUCGUUCGGCCUCGUGCUCUACUCGCUGCUCACGCGCGGCAGCCCGCCCGCGCGUACGGAGAAGGAGGAGUUCCAGUUCAGGGACCACGAGGAGCUCAAGAAGAAGCUGCCCGCCGACGCUCCCGCCGAGCUGUGGGAACUGGCGGCCAAGUGCAUUGACGCCAAUCCGAAGGUGCGUCCUCCGUUCGAGAGGAUCAACGACGCGCUGAAGGCCAUCUACGCCGACCUCACCGCUCCCGCCGCCGAGAAGAAGGAGGCGGAGGGCAAGGGCAAGGAGAAGGAGAAGGAGAAGAAGGACGAAGCUGCGCCCGAGGAGAAGCCGAAGAAGGAGGAGAAGAAGGCUGUCGCCGAGGAACCCAAGCAGGAGAGCAAGAAGGCGAAGAAGGCGACCGAGGAGGCCAAGCCCGAGGAGGCCAAGAAGACGGAGGAGAAGGCCAAGGGAAAGAAGGAGGCCAAGCCCGAGGAGGAAAAGAAGAAGGCGGAGGAGAAGCCCAACGGCAAGGAGCAGAAGAAGGCGAAGAAGGCGACUGAGGAGGCCAAGCCCGAGGAGAAGAAGAAGACGGAGGAGAAGGCCAAGGGAAAGAAGGAGGCCAAGCCCGAGGAGAAAAGAAGAAGCCCAACGGCAAGGAGCAGAAGCCGCAAGCCCGAGAAGGAGAAGGCCAAGGCCAACAAGGCCGAGGAGAAGACCAAGAAGGGCAAGGCCGACGACGAGAAGAAGCCCGGCAAGGAGGAGACCAAGAAGGGCAAGAAGGCCAAGGCCUGA